Messenger RNA from Panthera uncia (snow leopard), 10334 nucleotides. It is a transcript of the gene RPGR, whose product is annotated as retinitis pigmentosa GTPase regulator. Gene Ontology annotation, molecular function: ubiquitin protein ligase activity. The record is from RefSeq and is a predicted model, not a curated record. Lineage: Eukaryota; Metazoa; Chordata; Mammalia; Carnivora; Felidae. The transcript is spliced from 18 exons. Gene Ontology annotation, cellular component: photoreceptor outer segment. The coding region runs from base 192 to 3194 and encodes 1000 amino acids. Gene Ontology annotation, biological process: visual perception; ubiquitin-dependent protein catabolic process; protein ubiquitination.
UGGCCACCAGAGGGCGCGCGGCCUCUACCGCCCCGCCCGCAGCGUUUGCGCCUGCGCCUGCGCCGCGCCGGGCGCCCGGCGCCAGGCCUCCGCCCCCCUUCCCCAACGGCCGCCCCGCCUUCCGCCCCAACGUUCCGCCUCCGUUGCCCCUAGCGGCUGUUUGUUGACUUCCGGGAACGCGGCAGUUGCCGAUGUCCGGGGUGUCGCUAUGGGGCCCCGGGGGGCUUCCGCAGCCCGCGUCGGGGCUGAGAAGCUGCCGUAGACCCCGCGGAGUCGCCCCCGCCACCUUCCCGGUUCAGGCGCAGGCUUCCCGCACCGCCUUCGGCAUGGGGGAAUCCGAGGAGGUGGUACCCGAUUCAGGUGCUGUGUUUACUUUUGGAAAAACUAGAUUUGCCGAAAAUAUUCCCAGCAAAUUCUGGUUUAAAAAUGAUAUACCUACAGUUCUUUCCUGUGGAGAUGAACAUACUGCAGUUGUUACAGGAAAUAAUAAACUUUACAUGUUUGGCAGUAACAACUGGGGCCAGUUAGGAUUAGGAUCGAAGUCAACUGUUAGCAAGCCAACGUGUGUCAAAGCUUUAAAACCUGAAAAAGUGAAAUUCGCUGCCUGUGGAAGGAACCACACCCUAGUCUCAACAGAAGGAGGCAAAGUGUAUGCAGCUGGAGGAAAUAAUGAAGGACAGCUGGGACUUGGUGACACCGAAGAGAGAAACACUUUUCAUCUAAUUAGUUUUUUUACUUCCCAGCAUAAGAUUAAACAGCUCUCUGCUGGAUCGAACACUUCAGCUGCGCUAACUGAGGAUGGCGAGCUUUUUAUGUGGGGUGACAAUUCUGAAGGGCAAAUUGGUUUAAAAGAUGUAACUAAUGUGUGUGUCCCUCAGCAAGUGACCGUUGGGAAGCCUAUUUCCUGGAUCUCUUGUGGAUAUUACCAUUCAGCUUUUGUAACAACGGAGGGAGAACUGUACACGUUUGGAGAACCAGAGAGUGGGAAGUUAGGUCUUCCCAAUCAGCUGCUUUGCAACCACAGGAUGCCCCAGCCGGUGCCUGGAAUUCCCGAGAAGGUGGUCCAGGUAGCUUGUGGUGGAGGGCACACGGUGGUUCUCACAGAGAAAGCCGUGUAUACCUUUGGGCUGGGACAGUUCGGUCAGCUGGGUCUUGGUACUUUUCUUUUCGAAACUUCAGUACCCAAAGUCAUUGAGCAUAUUAAGGAUCAGAAAAUAAGUUCUAUUUCCUGUGGAGAAAAUCACACAGCUCUGAUAACAGAUAUAGGUCUCAUGUAUACUUUUGGAGAUGGUCGAUACGGAAAAUUAGGUCUCGGACUGGAGAACUUUACCAAUCAGUUCAUUCCCACUUUGUGCUCUCAUUUUUUGAGAUUUAUAGCUCAAUUGGUGUCUUGUGGUGGAUGUCACAUGCUAGUUUUUGCCGUUCCAAGACUUGGUGGGACAGAAGAAAUUGAGUUAGAGGAAGUUAAGGAUGCUUGCUUCCAUGCAGCGGCUUCUCUGCCCCUCAGCGAUCUGAACUCAGGAAAUGUUUUGCAAACAACUCUAUCAGCACGUGUGCGGCGACGAGAGAGGGAGAAAUCGCCUGACUCUUUUCGAAUAACACGAACACUACCUCCACUUGAAGGGAAUCCUGUGCCACCUGUUUGCUUUUCCCCCAUUCCAGUUCCUUUCCAUAUGUCUGCAAUUAAUCUGCCAGAGACCAUGAUACCUGAAGAUGAAGACCUCAUGCAGCCAAUGGAACCAGAUUAUUUUCAAGAUAAAAUGACCACAGAGAAAGAGACAGACAUUUCUUCAGCAACAGAUUCAGAAAGCCUUGGAGAAACUACUGAUGUUUUAAAUAUGACACAUAUGAUGAGCCUGAAUUCCAAUGAAAAGUCAUUAAAAUUAUCACCAGUUCAAAAACAAAAGAAACGAGAAACAGUCGAGAAACUGGAGCAGCAUACAGCUCACUUUGAAAAUGAUGGUAGUAAAGAGCGUGCAAGUGAAGAGACGUCCAGAACGGUGAAAGAGGGGAAAGUAUAUAGACAGCUGGUGGCAAAGGGAACGUACAUGCUGCCAGUACCUGGGACUGGGCGCGCGUUUUCAUAUGAGGACUUAGGCGAGGAGUGGGGCCAGCCGGGGCCUCAGGCUGACACCCAUGCCGAGGGUGUGCGCAAAGAGAUAUUUAGAUGUGAGAGCAAGCACGGUAUUUACCCACCUGAUGGUAGAGAGAUAGAACGGGAAAGCGAUGGAGGCAAAAGUCUGAAGGACUCAGAAACGGAAGAAGCAGUGUCUGAGAGAGGAGCUGAGCUGCCGGAAAUGGCAGGUCUGAAGGAUAUGAGACAAAGUGAAGAGAAUUUAAGAUAUAUGAAUAUGUUCUUUGACGACUUACCAAAUAGAGAUGUGGAUAUUGAGGAUGAAGAGAGUGAACGCUUUGUUAAGGACAGUAAGAGGAACAAGCAAGACGUGAUCUUUGACAGUGAAAGAGAAUCUAUAGAGUCAGACAGUUACAUGGAAGGAGAAAGUUCAAGUCAGCAAGGUAUCGCUGAUGGCUCUGAGCAGCCCGAGUCAGUAGAAUUUAGUAGCAGAGAGAAAGAGGAUGAUGAAGUGGAAACUGACCAAAACUUGUGGUAUAGCAGGAAAUUUAUUCAACAAAGACACGAGGAAGAGACUGAACACAAAAUGUCCACAUUCAUCGCAAAAUAUAAUUUUAACUUUGGGCACUUGUCAGAGAUCCCAGAGGAGCAGGAAGGCACAGAGGAGUCAGAAGGAAGUGAAAUAGAGAAGCAAGAGGUAGAUGCAAAUGAGGAAAAUGUGGAGGUGCCCGAAGGAAAAGAGGAGAAGGAAAUAGAGAUCCUGUCAGACGACCUUAAAGACAGAACUGAGGAUCAUGAAUUUUCGGAAGACGAAGAGCUAGAGGACAUGGAUGAAAUUGAUGAGUACCUGAAAGGCGAGAAAAAAGUUGCUGCAGAUGAAGCCAGUGACGACUCAGUUGAAAAGGACAAGAAAACCAACCGAGAGGAACGGGCUGUGUGUGAAUACAACGAGAAUCCAAAAGGAAGCAUGUAUGGCCACGCAAAGAGCAGUUCUGCAGAAGACCUGGAAGACACUGCAUCAACAAGUAAAGACCUAAAAAAAUCAAUGAAGCACCAUUUGUUGAGAAGACUACCCUUGCUCCACUGCAUUGCCUUAGCACCUUUGUCACAAAUCAAUUGACCUUAUAAGGGCAGGCCUAUUUCUAGAUUUUGUCUGUUCCAUUCCUCUAUUUGUCUACCUUUAUGCCAAUACCACUCUAUCUUCAUUAAUACAGAUUUUUAAUAAAUCUUGAAGCCAAGGAGUGUUAUUUCUUCAAAUUUGUUCUUUUUUUUCAAAGUUGUUUUUGCUUUUCGAGGUUCUUUGCCUUUCUGUGUUAAUUUUAGAAUCGGCCUGUUCAUUUUUAUUUAAAAAGCCUCCUGAGAUUCGGAUUUGGAUUGAGUUUAAUGGAUAGAUCAGUUUGGGGAGAACUGACAUUUUAACAAUAUCGAGGCUUCUGAUCCAUGAACUUUAAUUUCUCUCCGAACAAUAUUAUAUGGUUUUGGUAUUUAGAUCUUACACAGCUUUGGUGAAAUUUAUCCCUAAAUCUUUCAUAUUUUUAAUGCUAUGGAAAAUGGUAGUAUAUUUAAAUUUCAAUUUUUAAUUGUUUAUAUAGUGUAUAGUAUAAAGAACUCACUUAUUCUCAUAGCUUUUUCACAAAUUCCAUUUGGUUUUCCACAUAGACAAUUAUUUCAUCUUUGAGUACAAAGUUUUGCUUUUUUCUUCUUCACAGUCUGAAAGUUUUAGUUCCUUUUCUUGCCUGAUUGCUCUGGUUAGCACUUACAUUACAAUAUUGAGCAUCCAGUUGAGUGGCAAGUGUGGACAUCAUAAUCUUAGGGGGAAAACAUUUAGUCAUUUGUCACUAAGUAUGAUAUUAGCUGAAAUUCUUUUGUGAAUGUUCUUUAUUGGGUUGAAGAAGUUUCUUUCUAGUCUCAGUUUGCUGACUUUUUUUUUUUUUUUUUUUUUUUUACCAGGAAGGGAUAUUGAAUUUUGUCAAGUACUUUUUCUGUGUGUAUUGAGAUUAUCGUAUAGUUUUUCUUUUAUGGUCUGUUAAUGUGGUGAAAUACGUUGAUUGAAUUGUGGAUGUCAAAACUGGUUUGUAUUCCUAGGAUAAACUCCAUUUGGUCAUUAUGUAUUGUACUUUUUACAUUACAUAUGGUUUGAUUCAAUUUGCUAAAUUUUAAAGAAUUUUUACAUCUAUGUUCAUGAGGGAAAUUAUUCUACAGUUUUCUUUUCUUUUUUUUUUAAUAUCUUUGUCUGGUUUCACUGUCAGAGCAAUGUUGGCCUCAUAGAAUGAGUUGAGACAUAUCUUUUCCUCUUCAGUUUUCUCUGAGUUUAUGAGAAUUGUUAUUAUUUCUUCCUUAAAUGUUAGUUAGAAUUCAGCAAUAAUGUCAGCUGGGCCUGGAAUUUUCUUUGUAGGAAGGCUUUUAACUAUACAUCUUGGCUCUUAAGUGCUAAAGCCUAGGAAUGAUGUAUCACAUUUCUCACAGCCAGAAUCAGCCCCAUGGUUCCACUUAAUUGCAAGCAGGUUAGAAAAUGUAGGGGAGAAUGUAGAUAUUUGGUGAUCAAUAAAUGUCUGUGCCAUAGGGUCUUUGAGAACAUUUAUAGAUAAUUAUGUCUACAUUGAGUAAUUGCUCAAAGUUUACUUCAAAGUCCUAAGAUGUAGGCAGGUUCAUCCCCUCCAACACUGCAUAAAAGCCCAUUGCUUUUAUUGCACAACUCUGGAAAUAAGAUCAUAUUCUCUGUGCUGUGGCUCCAUUCUCUGUUCAGUGGAAACUCCGUUUUCUCUUCCUAUGGCUUCUGCCCCACAAUGGUGAAAGAGAGAAUUUUAUCCAAGUCCAACUUUGGCAGGAAAAAUAAUUUCUAAGUUGGAUCCAAGAUGAAAAUGGUUCCUUAGUCUUAUGGAAACACAAAUACCAUGAUUCUUCCUGUCUUACGUUAUAAAUAUCCCAGUGUCUGCAGCAGCUUCUCUUGGCUGCAGAAAUAUUUAAAUAUUUCAUGUCCAUCAAUAUUUGGGCUGGGAAAUCCCACAAAAGCUUGAAUUUUGUUAAUAUGCCCAUAUUUUUAACACUGAUAUCCUAGGCAUAUCAGAUAAGUUUGAUUAUAAAUUAAAAACUUAUUGUAAGUUGUGUCACUUGGGCCACAUGAUAAGAUGCUGCAACAGAAGCCCUUUUUUCAGUAGCUUAUUCAAGGUGUAUAUUUCUCUCUCAGAUCACAGUUCAGAAUUGUGCUGUCCAAGGUUAAGAAAACUGCUGUACAAUCCUCUGUAUGGGGCUCCCAUUUAUUUCAUAGGAGAUGGCUGCCCAGUUCUCUUCUCCCAGCCAAGAAUAUGGGCAAAGGCUCAAGAGAGCACAUGAACCUUCCAUUGUGAGAAGACAAGUAGAAAUAGCAUACAUUACUUCUACUUACUUCUGAUGACCAAAACUUAGUUUCAUGACCACACCAAAUUGCAAGGGAGAAAGUAUCAUCGUGAGCUGGGAAUCCCCCUGUCUAGGGAAAGCUCGGGAGCUCUAGGGUAAAAGAGACUGGAUAUUGGUGGAAUGUGAUUAGGGUGUCAGAAAUGCACAGUAUCAACAGGGAGGCAGAAAGAAAGGAUUUGGUAAGAAGGAAAAGGAAGGUUGCUUUGGAUGGGGAUGGGGUGCAUGGGGAAAUCAUAGGAAUCAUCACACAUCAUAGAAAUCGUCAAGGCACUGCUCUUGGGUUAAAAAAUAAAACCCCAACCAUUCUGUCAUUUUUCUGUCACUUGUUCUAGAUUCAAGGUCCAAAUGACAAAGAAAUGGUGCCUACCUUACACUGUAUUGGGGAAAUAAGGAAGAAUCAAAUGGAUGUUACCGCCUGAAACCCUUUGGGUGUCCAUAGUUGGAAAGGGAGCCGUUUGGAUUUCCCACCCCAAUACAUUUUUUUAUAAAAGGGAGAUGUAGUUUCCCAGAAAGAAAUUGGGGUACCAUUUGGAAGGGGUGUUGGUCUAUCAUAAGACAUGUCUACUAAAGAUGGAAUACUUGACCCAUCUAGUUUAUUUGGGCAUUCCAAAAACAAGAUUGUGGCUAUUAUAAAAAAAAAGUCACCCUUGUAAAAGCAUACCUUCUAUGCUGCUAGGAUAUAGAUUUUACUGAUGCUUUCUUUGUAAUGUUUCUUGUACCUAGGCCUUCUUCCCCAUUCUUUAUAUGUUUUCUGAGCCUUUUCCUCUGUUGCUUGCACUAUCCCUCCUUGGCUAGGGUGCUAAGGAUGCAUGUAAGAGAAAAUCCUAACUCAACUGAUGCAAACAAUAAGGACGUUUAUUACCACCUAUAUCAAGCAGGCCAGAGUUACAGGUAGGCUCCAGGCACCAUGGAUCUGGGUUCUGGUUCUGUGUUGCUUACAGUUCUCUUCAUUUUCCCCGUGUCCAUAUGUUGGCUCUAGUCACAAGCUGGUCGCAAAAUGGCUGACACAUUCUAGGCAUCACAUCCAUAAAUAACAACAUCCGUGGAAAGAGAGGAACUUCUCUUGUCUUAUGAUUCUUUUAGGAGUAUAGUGGAUGCUGGGAAAUGCUGGCAAUAUCAGGACUGGAGAGCCUGCAGCUGUCGGCCCUUUUUGGAAAUGCUCUUUGUAGAUGAUAACUGCCUGAUUCAUGCCCACCUUCCCUUCCUGGGAGUGGCCAAUAUCCAAUAACUGUGUGUCACGAGUGUAUGAAGGCGCAGCCUCCUCACCCUAACUCAGAACAACUCUACAAGACCAUCUUCAGAGUUGUUUGUUGUGGUGGCUGAGGUCUUCCUAGAGACAAUAUCACAGCUGAACUUCUCCCUCUGCCCCCUCUUGUUGCCGUCUCUUUCGUCCCACAGGUGUUGAUCCUAAGUGCACUCCUUUGUGAACCUCCUGCCUGUUCAUUGUUUUCUCAGAGCUUGCUUUUUAGGGAACAUGAUUUAUAAGAAGAAAUAAAGAAAUCUUUCUGAUAUCCCCUCACAUCUUAGUGUCCUACUGUGUCACAUGCACACCCAUUAAUGGAUCCCUGGGAAGCUGGCACAAUCGGCUUAGGACAAGUAGGAUUUGCCUUUGGAGCAGGCGACGGGGUCAAAUUCCUCUAAAUCUUGUGGAGCAAGAAAUGCACAAAACUGGGGCUCUGCCAGCAGUGAAGAUGUAGAAAAUGGAUAUUGAUUAGCGACCAACAGUGUUUGAGGAAUCAGCUUCUGCCUCUGGGUUGCCCUUCUUACUCCUGGCACUCACUGCCAUAGUCAACUUCCUCAGAGUCUGCCUUGGACAUAUGACUUUCAUGCUUUAAAAAAAAAAAAAAAACCUAAAUGGAUAGACACAGAUUGCAUUACAGAUAAUUUCAAUCUUUUCAUUUUCUUUCUUUUGCUCCAACCCACUCAGAGAAACAACAUAUGCCUAUCGGUCACAAGGGCUUGUUACUAUUUAACUACAGACGGGAUCCUGGAAAAGGAAAGAAACAAGGACAGCCCCCGCAGGGUGCUGCAAAUCAGGCUUUACAGAAGCAGGUGUUUUUCACAACCCUGGGAAGCCACAUUGCAGUCUCCUUAAGCAUCACUCACCUAUAAGUCCUAGGCUCUAGGGUCAAGUACAUAGCUUUUAGUCUGCUCUUCAAGAACCUAUAUAACGUUGGCUCUGAUUAUCCUCUCCCGCUGCUUUUCCCACUGUCCCCUUCCAUGACCCUUCUCCUCCUGUCUUUAUUGCAAUGCACAUGCCCGCUUCCGUGUUUCUGGUCACAUUGUUCCCAGCCUCCAUUCUUCAAAACCUGCCUUGAGCUGCACCUGCUCCAUAAUGGCUUUCCUGACACCUCCGGUCCAUCCUGACGUCUCACUGACCACACCACCCAUAGUGUCACCCAGCACAUGCUCUGAGUUCACAAAGUCUUCUAACCCACUGAAACAUCAAAUAUGGAUACUUCUUUGUUUUAAGAUUUUAUUUUUUUUAAACAGUCUCUAUACCCAACACGGGGUUCAAACCCACAACCCCAAGAUCAAGAGUCGCAUGCCCUACUAAGCCAGGCAGGCACCCCAUCAAAUGCAAAUAUUUCUAUAUGCCUUCCCAGCUUUUGCCCUAAUCACAUUUCGGUAGUCAAGCGAUUCCUGGAUAUGACCACCCUACAAGUUAAUGCCACAAAGACACAGGCUGAAUCACUUUAAGAACAUUACCAGACGAUAAACAAAAGUCUAUGGGGAUGUAGAUGCUGGAGAGUCAAGAGCCAUUCACCGAACAGCUAAGGAUCUAAACCUUUAAAACUCAAGUAAGCGUCUCAGUAAUUUCUCACAAAAAUAAACACAGGGAAUGUGGAAACCCUGAAUGCCGGUAGUCUCUGGUAAAUUCUUGAAGUGUUCCAUGUGGGAGCGACUGAAGUGCAGAAACCCUGUGGUGUAACUCCUGAUAUUUCCGAAGUGCCUUUUCAUAUAGUCACGUUUUUGAUGAAUGAAUGUUAAAUCAUCAGUCCUCAUGCUUCGAGUAAUUAAUAUUAUAGUGAGAAAUGUCACCUCAAAUAAGUAGUACGAAAUUACACAAUUGAAUGUAUUAAAGUGUUCAGCUAAGCUCUCAUGUGUUAGAGUUUCUAAACGUAGUACAAAUAGGAAUUCGUUGGUUUACUUAAAAAGUGUUUUUGGAAUACCUACCAUGUACUCUUUGUUAGUGCUAUAAAGACAAUGAUGAGCAAAUCAGACACCGUCCCUACUUGUAUCAAAGGAAUCGUAGUCUGUCGGGGAGUACAGGUGUCAGUCAAAUACAAAUAUUUACCCAAAUAGAUAAACACUAUGGUAGAUUCAAAUGACUCACACAAAUAGGUACGACAAUAGGUCCAUGCUCAGAAGCACGUGUUUCCGUUAUCUACUGCUGCAUCACGAAUCAUCUCAAAAGGUAGUGGCUUAAAAUAACAACUAUCGUUUAUCUUACAGUUGCAGGGGUUGACCGGGUUCAUCUGCACAGUUCUUGCUCAGGGUCUCUCAUAUAGUUGCAGUCAUACAGUGACUGCGGUUGGAGUCAUUUUGAAGGCUUCCUCACUCCCCUGUCCAGCAGUUGGCGCUAGCUGCUGACUGGGGUCUCAUCUGAGCUGUCAGGUGGCACACCCCUAUGCGAAACCUUCAUGUGGCUUCUGUACAUCAUAGUUGCCGGCUUCUAAGAGUGAGUAUCUCAAAAAAAAAAAAAAAAAGAGAGAGAGACUAGACAAAGCUGUAUCACUUCCUAUGACCUAACCUUGAUCACUUCCGGCAUAGCCACAGACCCACCUUGAUAAAGGGGGGGAGAGUGCAGAGCUCCCUUGAUGGCAGGAGUGUUCAAUGUCACCUUGCGAAGAACCUGAGGGAGGGGGGAGGGGGUAUUGUCGCAGCCAUCUUGGAAAAUACACAGCACAUGAAACGGGCAGACUUAAAACUUAUCUCCUAGGGAGCCUAAGAAAGCUUCCCUGAAUUUCCAUGGAAAGUACAAUCUGAAAGUAAGAUGUUAUCUAGAAUAAGGGGUAGGAAAAGCAAGCAGAAGGACGAGUAUGCGCAAAGACCCUGAGGCAGAAAGAAACAGAACACAGACUGAAACAUCCUGAAUCAAUUCAGUAUAUGUAGAGUUGGAGAUGCAUUCGAACAAUCAAGAGAAGUUAUAUAGUAGGGUCAGGAACACAGAGGGGAGCCCAAGGGAUAGAUUUAUGAGUUCUCAGUGUUCAGCCGGUGAUUAAAGUUCUGAGUGUGGAUGGGGUCACUUAGGGAAAGAGUAUAGAGAGUCUCGUGGAAUUUAACAUUCAGUGGUUGCCCAGAGACUCAUGGGUGGCCAGAGGCUAAGGAGCAUGCAGAGUGGUUGGAGGAAUGACAGUGCAGUGUCCUGGAUGCUAAAUAUUAUUAGUGUUCCUGGAUGUGACAAGUAGUCAUUAGUGUUGGAUGCUUUCGAGAAGUGUAUAAAGAUGAGGACAAAAACACGUCUAUUGAUACAAACAAUAUGCAGUUUGUAAGAGCAGGAGUUAUCUCAGAGGAGCAAUGUGGGACCCAGAUUGGAGCAGGUUGAUAGAGGCAGAGUUCAGACAACUUUUCUGAAAAGGAAAGAGCCGGAAGAAAACGAUACAGUAUGACCAUCAUGCAAUAGCAUGCAUUUGAGAGUAAGGUGUACCAAACAUUAAGUUUCCUUGUACCAGAUCAUACACUCAAGAGACACAUCACUGGUGUAUUCUCCUUCUAAAGAGAAGGGGGCAUGAGGUACAUGAGGAAAGUGCCUACGUCGUAUAUGUUCCAAACAAACAGAAAUUGAACCCACUCCAUCCAGCAAAGAGAGAAGGACUUGAGCAAUGCAGGAAGGCUCAAGCAGCCACCUAAAAAUAUUAAU